Molecule: messenger RNA, 936 nt
Organism: Didymella exigua CBS 183.55
Lineage: Eukaryota; Fungi; Ascomycota; Dothideomycetes; Pleosporales; Didymellaceae
Exons: 1
Coding region: 344-526 (60 amino acids)
Source: RefSeq, a predicted model, not a curated record
AUCACCGUUCUCCAGCUAUCAACCAUCAAGAUCGCCGUGGUGUUGGCCAUUGUAUUGAUCACUUCGUCAACGUCGUCAGUCGACUCUCCAACGAUUACUCCCUGUCCUCAUGUGGCUCAGACGGCUCCUUGGGCAUUCAGAGGGUCAGAUGGAAGCGCAAUGGUAAGAACUGGGCUCGAGGAUUUGAGAUCCGUCAUCCAGAAACAGAAGCGAGAAGAGCCAAGGCGAUGGACUGGAACCGCCACGAGAAGAACACACAAGUUACUGGAAGACGGCGCAUUGGUUUGAGGUAAUUGGGAGGGUGCCGUGCGACCCAGCCAUCUCAAAAGAAAACGUAUACAACAUGGACAAGACAGGCAUCAUGCUACUGAUGCUAGGCUCCGCGAAGGUGCUCGUGGGCAAGGAUGACAUGCAAGACUACAGAGGUGCGCGCGCAAAGCGUACGAUGGUGACCGCUAUCAAGUGCAUCAGCGGCAAUGGUGAGUAUCUCACCUCAGUAAUCAUCUGGCCCGCUACCACUCACUGAAGCAACUGGACUACGUUCCACACCCCUGGAUGCCAGUGUGCGUGCUCAGAGUUUGGGUACACCGACUCCUUCAUCAGCUUGCGAUGACUCAAGCGUAUCUUUGACCCUGAGACUAGGGAGCGAAUGGAGAGCUCCAGUAGCGCGAAUUUACUAGGAGAUGGCACGCCACUUUGUGUAGAGCGAGAAGUGGAGCCUGUGUUGGCGUAGGCUAGACUGCCCUUCUGUGGCUGGGCAGUAUCAACGCGGUGGAGUCGUUUGAAGUGCAUUUUGUAGGGUUCGUCUUUGUCAGAGGCACGCUCGCAUCAAUGACAAGGGUAGGCAAUGACAAGGGUAGGCAGACUCAAGAAUAGGGGCAGUUGCGAUUCAGUGGGUGCAAAGCGUGUAAACACAGUCUUGUACAUGGUGUGCGC